Messenger RNA from Anthostomella pinea, 1692 nucleotides. NCBI's taxonomy places the organism in Eukaryota, Fungi, Ascomycota, Sordariomycetes, Xylariales, Xylariaceae. The record is from the annotation of a GenBank genome assembly.
AUGUCCGCCCACUUCUACAACAACCCGCCGUCGACGAGCUAUAUCCCGCCGCCGACGUACCCCUUCAGCGAUGCGGCCAGUUUCGCGCAUCACGGUCACCAAUAUACACAAGGCGGCCAAUUCAACACGGCGUCGCCCGGACUAGCUGUGUCGAAUGGCGCUGUCGUCCGCACGCGAACCCAACCUCAACCGCAGCCGGCCGCAGCCUCGCAAUCGACGCCCCCUCCCCCCCGCACAACCGGCCAGAAGGAUGCGCUCAGUCAAGCCGCCCUCGAAGCGCGACUAGCCGCUACGGCGGCAGAUGGCAGUGGCAAUGCCAAAACCUGGAACUAUCCUCAUACGCGGGGCUCGAAUGUCGUCGACUUCCGGGCGGAGAUCGAGGAAAGAACGAAGAAUGGGGAGAGCUGCGAUCAAAUCGCUGCCGCCCUGAUCGCGAAGGGUGUACACACCAGCUCCAAGACGAUUAGUCGACAGAGAAUCCUAAUGGGCUUACGGAAGAGGGCUGUUCGAAAGGAGAAUCCAAAUCGGAAAGCCCCCUACGAGAGAAAGCAUGGGCCUCGGAAGGUACAGCCGAAGGUGGUUGCCCAGAAAGAAAGGCAGAGCCAAAUAACACAGAUGACGGAACAGGGUCUCUCAGCCGAGGAAAUUGCCAGUAUAAUGAUAUCCCGUGGUAUGCCACUGGUGAAGGGGGCCUCGACUAUCCGCCGCCUUCAAUCGAGUUGGAAGCUGCGUAUGGACCCUCACCGUGUCAAAAGAAACGCCCGCCAUAUGGCCCGGAAGAGGGCGAGACUGGAGCAGAGAGCUGAGUUCGAACGCUACGCGGCGGAAUUGGGGCUCCAAGACUCGGCUGGAUGGGUGGCACAGAAAAUGUCAGAGCCAGCUGUGCAGCAACUUAGAAAGGACCGUUCACAUGUGUUGAUGGGUGAACAUGCCCCGAAAAGUGGCGAUAGGAAAAAUGCCGCCGUGGCGCGUCCCGGCAACCCCCGUGGUUCUGGCAACAAGCAACAUCCCAACAAGUCGACGACCGACGCCGGGCUCGCUACCGCCCACCAGGACUCUGAUUUCGACGGCGAUUCGAGCGAUGAAUCAUCGGACGAUGGCUCACACGCCCAGAUUCAGCGACCAACAAGGAGCAGACCUAGUGGAGGUGCCAGGCCUUCGGAGAACUACAACACGGUCAAGCACCCCGGGGACCCCUCCGACGACAGUGAGAGCGUGGACUCGGAGUAUGAACCGCACCAAAAUCUGCCUACAGCAACUCCUAGGUUCGAACCCAUGCCUGCCAUCUCACCUGUAGGUGGAGGUGACUAUCAAGAUGAUUCCGAUUACGGCCCCAUGAUGCAGGACAACGAUUAUGAUGAUGAUGACGAUGCCGAACAGAUGGGUGACAUAAACUCACCUCAGGACAAUACCCAGGCGCCACCACCAACACAACAACAGCCUCCCGCGCCAUCGGUUGCCUUUCCCGCGCCUGUCUUACCAGUCGAAGAAGCAAAUGCGAACAAGGAGACUAUCGGCUCUAUCAACAGUCAAAUUGCCGCAGCCCAGUCAUUGAAAGACUUACUGGAGGCCCGGAUGAACGGCACGCCCAUGAGAGGUAAUCUCACCGGCUUGCCGCCCUCGUUGGCAGACAUUGCGGCCGCUCGCAAAGAAGCGAAAACAGCCACCGAAGCCAUAUUGGCGAUGUUGUGA